AUGUCUACUCAAUUCAUCGGAUCAAAGAUUGUUUUGAUCACAAAGAAACAAAUAAAAUACGAAGGUAUUUUAUAUACUAUUGAUCCAAUCGAUAAUACAAUUGCACUAAAGAAUGUUAAAUCAUAUGGAACUGAAGAUAGAAGAGAGAAUGGUUUCAUCCCACCAUCAAACGAGAUUUUCGACUUCAUUGUAUUCAAGAGCAGCGAUAUCAGUGAUUUGAAUGUCUAUGAGGCACCGGCAACCGCUGCAGCUUCAUCCGCCAGCAACACCACCACCCAAUCGAACGCUGCUGCAAGCACCUCAGCCGCUCCAACCAACCAAUCCACUGCCAACACCGCUACUCCAACUCCAACCUCGACAACAACAUCUGCCCCAUCUUCAUCCACUUCACAACCAUCCAACGCAACAACCCCAGCAGCUCCAUCCUCAAAGCCAUCUCAACAACAACCAGCAGCUGCAGCAACAACAGGUUCACCAUCAACCAAUCCCAACCAAGUUCCACCAAUGAACCAACAACAACAACCUGGAUUCCCACCAAUGGGAGGUAUGCCACAGCAACCAGGUCAAUUUAUGUAUGGAGGAUUCCCACAGUUUGGAAUGGGAAUGCCAAACCACCAGGGAGGAUUCCCACAACAGUACCCACCGAUGUACAAUCCUUACUACGGAAUGUAUGGAUUCCCACCCUACGCCUAUGGUCAGAAUCCAAAUAUGGGAGGUAUGCCACCACAACCACCAUUCUACAAACCACCAACCUCUGCUGCACCAAACACUGCCACUCCAACUCCAGUAGCCGGUAAUGCCACUGCACCAUCCACUGCUACCAACGCUCAACAACCAGCUGCCAACGCUCAACAACAAUCGAAACCAACAACAGCUGCCAACGUACAACCAAUUGUCAAUCCAGUCGUCCCUCUCGCCCAACCAGUUGCACAACCAACUCCAGUAGCUGCACCAGCCACUGCUGCUGCCACUAUUGCCGCCGCCACUGCUGCUGCUGCUGCCAACCAAACUGCCGCUGUCGAACCGCAACAACAACAACAACCAUCGCAACCACAACAACAACAACAACAGCAAAGACAACACAGACAACCAAGAAACAAUAAUUAUCAACCAAGAAAUCAACAACAAUCAAACCAACAGCAACAAGUCAAUGCAGGUAACGCAGGUAAUGCCAUGGACAAUACAGUACAGAGACAACAAAGAGUCAAUACCAACAGCAACAAUAACACCAACAAGAGAAAUACAAACACCAAUGUAUCUAGUAACAACACCAACAACACUAACCCAACAGGACACCACAACAACAAUCAUCAUCAUCACCAUCACCACGCUGGUGGAUUCCAAAACAAGACAGGAGGAGGCUACAAGAAGACCUUCCCAAAGAAAGAGUUGGAGGAAUUCAACUUUGAAGAGUCAAACUCAAGGUUCAACAAGGAAAAGUUGGCCGAGGAACUAUCGGGUACCGCCGUAAGUAGCGAUGUAGCAUCGCCAAGCGAAGAAAACGGCACCGACGAAACCAUCGUCAACGGAAUCUCAUCGAUCACCAUCUCCACCUCUUACACACCAUCGAACUUCUUUGACAGCAUCUCGUGUGAGUCAUUGGAUAAGCAAAACAAUGAGGGUGCCCCAAUCAAGGGUAAAACAACACUCUACGAACAGAGAAAGCUCGACCAAGAGACCUUUGGAAUGUCGACCGUUCGUUCCUACGAUGCCCACCGUCGUGGAGGUAGAGGACAAAACAGAAGAUUUAACAAUUACAAUCAAAGAAACAAUCAAAACAACAAUCAAAACAACACCAACACUUCAAACACCAACAACUCAACAACAAGUAAGCCUCAAUAUCAAAAAGUUAAUAAGGCAGAAAGUAAUUAA
This is a messenger RNA of Heterostelium album PN500, 1872 nucleotides long. RefSeq lists its product as uncharacterized. Gene Ontology annotation, molecular function: mRNA binding. Bases 1 to 1872 code for a protein of 623 amino acids. The transcript is spliced from 3 exons. Lineage: Eukaryota; Evosea; Eumycetozoa; Acytosteliales; Acytosteliaceae. The record is from RefSeq and is a predicted model, not a curated record. Gene Ontology annotation, biological process: cytoplasmic stress granule assembly; P-body assembly. Gene Ontology annotation, cellular component: P-body.